Molecule: messenger RNA, 2014 nt
Organism: Antechinus flavipes (yellow-footed antechinus)
Lineage: Eukaryota; Metazoa; Chordata; Mammalia; Dasyuromorphia; Dasyuridae
Gene: E2F5
Product: E2F transcription factor 5
Exons: 8
Coding region: 302-1312 (336 amino acids)
Biological process (GO): regulation of transcription by RNA polymerase II
Cellular component (GO): RNA polymerase II transcription regulator complex
Molecular function (GO): protein dimerization activity; RNA polymerase II cis-regulatory region sequence-specific DNA binding; DNA-binding transcription factor activity, RNA polymerase II-specific
Source: RefSeq, a predicted model, not a curated record
CCCACUCACCCAAUCCCAAAGAGAAAAAAAAAAGCGUCUCCGAGCAACGGCGGGCUUUGGCGUCACUUCCGGCCAUUUAAACUCCUUUCUCCACCCUGCGUUUCCCCUCUUCUUCCCUCUCUCGCCCCCAGCCCCAGGGCUAAAGCGUUUUAGUUCGCUGGAGGGCGGUGGGGUCGGGCCAGAGCCAUCGCGCGGGGCCGGGGGAGGGGCGCUGCUCGGGGCACCUGCGCUCUGCGGGCGCACGGGGUCGGCCACAGGGCUGAGGGCUUGGGCUCUGAGCCCCGAGGCGGCGGCGGGCGGCAUGGCGGCAGCGGCGGAGCCCGUGAGCUCCGGCCAGCAGCAGCCGCCGGGUCAGGGGCAGCCCCCCCAGCCGCAACAGCCGCCGGCAGCGCCCCCAGGCGGUGGAGGCGGGAGCGGCGGCAGUAGCCGCCACGAGAAGAGCCUGGGGCUGCUCACUACCAAGUUCGUGUCGUUGCUGCAGGAGGCCAAGGACGGAGUCCUGGAUCUCAAGGCGGCUGCAGAUACUUUGGCUGUCAGGCAAAAAAGAAGAAUUUAUGAUAUUACCAAUGUUUUGGAAGGAAUUGAUUUAAUUGAAAAAAAGUCCAAAAAUAGUAUCCAGUGGAAAGGUGUAGGUGCUGGAUGUAAUACAAAGGAAGUUAUUGAUAGACUAAGAUAUCUCAAAGCAGAAAUUGAGGAUCUGGAGCUAAAAGAGAGAGAACUUGAUCAACAGAAAUUAUGGCUACAGCAAAGCAUCAAAAAUGUUAUGGAUGACUCCAUUAACAACAGAUUUUCUUACAUAACUCAUGAAGAUAUCUGUAAUUGUUUUAAUGGAGAUACACUUCUUGCAAUUCAAGCACCUUCUGGUACACAGCUAGAGGUACCUAUUCCUGAAAUGGGCCAGAAUGGACAAAAGAAAUAUCAGAUCAAUUUAAAGAGUCACUCAGGACCUAUUCACGUGCUCCUUAUUAAUAAAGAAUCCAGUUCCUCUAAGCCUGUGGUUUUUCCUGUUCCUCCACCUGAUGACCUCACACAACCUCCUCAAGUCUCUACUCCAGUGACUCCACAGAAACCUAAUACAGAGCCCCAGAAUCUGCCUGAACAACACACCCUUACCAGAAGUCAACAUCAGCAGACACCAGUUUCAGACACACCCUCAGGAUCUAUUAGUGGUGAUAUCAUUGAUGAAUUAAUGUCUUCAGAUGUGUUUCCUUUAUUACGGCUCUCUCCUACUCCUGCGGAUGACUACAACUUUAACCUGGAUGAGAACGAAGGAGUGUGUGAUCUCUUUGAUGUACAGAUACUAAAUUAUUAGAUUCCUUAAGAACUGUUUGGCCUAUUAUCUACCUCUAACUGUAUAACAUCCUAGACUUCUUCAUAACCUAAGUAUUUAAAAUAAUGAAUGUAACAACUUUGUAGUUCACUGACUCUGGGAGUAUUUUUCCUUUUGUUUAAUUAUUUACUUCACAAAACUGUACCCAAAAGAACAAAAGGGCUUUGAUCUCUUCAGGGCAAAAAGUGAUUUUGCAAGUUUUUGGUUUGUUUUUUUUUUCCUGAGAACAAAUUUAUGUUUAAAAAGAAAAAUUGUGGGGGGGGUGGGGCGGGUUAUAUUAUAAUAAUUCUGAUCCCAGGACCUUAGGUCCCUCAUGUGAGACAAGUUAAUACUAAGUAGCCUUUUUUAGGCAUUUCAAAAUAAAAGACCUAAGUCUCACCACUUAAAGUAUCAUUGUAUAACAUUACUGCCACCAGCUGUCCAUAUUUUUAUUUAUGUCCUUCUAGUCCAAUGAGUUUUCACUGCCAUUUGCAAAGUGAAGGAUAUAAAAUAACACAUGAAUUGUUUAGAUGAACAAAUUUUGUGAAGUGCCUUUCUGUUUUAGCACUUUAAGUUUUUCAUGUUUUGUGUUGACUUCUUGACAUUCCACUUUCCUAGAUUUUAGGAAAGCCUUUGUAGUUUGCAUUAAAAUGUGCCAAUGCCUGUACAUUAACAUUUUUAAAAAAUAAAACUAUACAAGCACCA